AUGCCCGUCUGGCGCUCAAUGUCCGCCAAACCCAUGAUCAAAAUCGUCACGGAACCGCCCUCGACAGGCUUAACAUAUACAACAUGUUCGGCUAUUAAUGGGACUGUCGACUUAUGUGCCCACGAAGAUCUUACUCUCAAAGAUGUUCGCAUUUCGCUCAUCGGCUGCGGAAGAAGAUCCCUUGAAGUUGGACGAAACGGCAGCCGAUCCUCUGACGAGUGGAUUUUUUUGAGUCUUCAUAUGCCUAUAGACGGCCAAGCUCUCGAAACGUGCUGUAACGUACCCGCUAGGCAACAGCGGCCUAUCCCAUUUCACUUCCGUGUGCCUCGACAACUUCCGACUGGUACAUGUAAUCACACAAAGAUUGCGCCCUGCCUUCAGGAUCAACACCUCUGUUUACCUCCGACGAUAUGCAGCGAGGGUGCAGAUGCCAUGUGCCCUGAUCUUAUCAGCAUCGGCUACUACAUUGAAGUUGUCAUCGAAACCGACACUACGGUCACACCCUCAAGGUCAAUUCUGCCACAGGACCAUCGCUUUCGAGAGCGGCUCGAAGUUACUAUCCUGCCUACUUUUCCAGAAGAGGCACCGUUGGAUCUGGAGUCGCAUUCCACCACAUUCAUGCCGCGCGCGACUUUAUCUUUGAAACGACACAUACUGGGUCGAACCCUCGGCCAUGUGGAGGCCAAUGCUUACCAGCCCAACGCGAUCAUGUUGAAGGCUAACGGAGGCGCACCCUCCACUUCUUCUGUUCACAUUGGCUUAGCCUUUAGCCCGCAUUCGGAGACUGUUUCCAUACCGCACGUCGAGCGUGUGUGUGGGGAUCUCGUUUCGAACACGUACUUUGGACCUCGUGUGCUGCAUGAGUGGCCGCAGCGACUACCCGAAGCUCAACACACGAUUGACCCUCUACUCAACUACAAAGUUACCACGCCAAUCAUCAACUAUGCGCCUGGAGAGCUCAAUUGGACGGAAGGCUCAGUUUUGAUGGCCGUUUCAAGAACUUGUUACAGAACAAGCUUGGAAAUCCCCUUUGGUGUGCAUCAUGUUAGGAACAAGCGGUUCAUGCCCACUUUUCAUUGUUGUCUGUUCUCUAGGACCUAUACACUUGUACUCAAGAUUGCUUUUUCAGGUGGUCAAAGCAUCAGGGUGACAGUCCCCCUGCAAGUUGGGGUCGAAGACUCAAUGACGCAGGAGUCACUCGAUCCUCAGGGGGCAAGGCCACCAGAUUACUAA
Molecule: messenger RNA, 1233 nt
Organism: Emericellopsis atlantica
Lineage: Eukaryota; Fungi; Ascomycota; Sordariomycetes; Hypocreales; Bionectriaceae
Exons: 1
Coding region: 1-1233 (410 amino acids)
Source: RefSeq, a predicted model, not a curated record